Monascus purpureus is the source of this 1803-nucleotide messenger RNA. Lineage: Eukaryota; Fungi; Ascomycota; Eurotiomycetes; Eurotiales; Aspergillaceae. The record is from the annotation of a GenBank genome assembly.
AUGUCUAUCAGCCUUGAUAAAAUCAACUUCUGUUACCAAUACCCUCCGCCUAAAACGGGUACUACCUCUCGUUGGAAGCCAUAUCAAGUCCCUUCAGCUUCAGCGCACAGUCCACAUCGAACUUGCCUCCUUCCAUCUGAGCCAGGUGUCUCGACAGUAAGCGCUCCAACCCGAAGCGGUGCUGCAGAGACCACCCAGAGUUUGACCAUCUCACCUGGUGGAAGUACGAUGGGAAUCCGCAAUGAAUUUGACGUCGGGAUAGAAGGUAUGACUCUGGUAGAACACAGUUCGAAUGUGUCGGAGAAGGGUCCAGGGACGCGCCAGGCUUGUGGCUUCCUCGAUGAGACCGCCAAGGAUAUAUCCUGGAGCCUGAGCGCCUCUUCAUCCGCUUCCACGUCAGAGCCAGCACAAAUCCAGACAAGCGACGGCGAUAGCCACAAAAACCCGCAUUAUAAAACAAUUGUUCUGGAUGAUAUCUCGCCGGAGCAGUCGGAGGAGCAGGCGUCCCUCCUAAUGCAGCCUGCUAUGUCUUUUGACUCUGGACUGGUUGCAACUGAGCCAGAAAUCUCAGCCUUCUCAAGAGCUAGGACUCUGGGCUCGCCUGAAGAAAGUAUUGAGGUUUCACGGAUUUCAUGCCAGAGCACUGCACGAUCGACUCCGUCAAUUUGUGACGAUCUAUGUGCACGUAUCUCUCGGCCAUCCUCGAUAGGCGUCCUGGAGCAUAUGCUCAACCUGGGAAGGGAGCCUCAAACUGAAAAUUCCCACACUGAAGAAAGCACCGUUGGAGACUCUCAGGGCCAGGAAGCCGCAAGCUAUAGAGCCACAGAUGCAGUGAAUAAAGCAGAUUGCAUGGAGAGCCUCAGAUACGGACCCGUUGGGCCCGAAGACCAAAGCGCAGUUACAGGCGAGAGAGGAGACAGUGGCGCCGCCGCUUCCGGUCCUAAGAGAUCACCCAUCAGACAAAGUUGCCGUAUCCCCUGUCAUCCUCAGACGAAUAUCAGAGAGUCGAAGCGGAUCAGACCGGUUUCCGAGAACUCACCGAUCCGUGAACCCAGCCGACAGAAGACCACGACGACCAAGAACACUUUGUGCCGAACACCCUAUGUUUGUGAACGCUCUAACAAAGACUAUGAGAGCGAAGGCUAUCCGACAUUGACAUCCAAACCAAUUGGCGAAUCAAACGAACGCCUAUCGAAAAGAUGUGGGCAUUUGCCCCAAAUUGAGACAACAGCAGGAUGUACUUCGGCGUUGGCCAAUGACACCACGAGAGAACAUUCAAAUUCACUCCAGAGGCCGCCGGACGGCAGCUUUCCGUCCACCGCUGGUGAAGCACAGGAGAUCUUUGGCCGAGGAAUUUUGCGUAUUCAACCCCACGGACCUCGGAAUGCGUAUGUCAUCACAUUUCUGCCGGAUGUCGUUCAACCGGCCUCUAUGCCAUCGACGUCCGAUAUGUCUUGGGAGAAGCCGCCCCACUCAACUAGCCGUGGACGGGCGAAUCAGUUAAGUGCCCCAGUGGCUGAUAGUGUGCCAGGUGCACAAGAGAAACUUCCCAUCGACCCUUUGAUUCUCGCCGAUGAUGGGCCAUGGGAAGCGGGAGAUCUAGAUCAGCCCUUCUCCCUCAGUGACGAUCCUAACCCUUCAGAGACGAUAUGUCCAUAUCCAGACCCUCGCCCCUUUUCUCCAAUGCACUUGGCCAGCGAGACUCUGUCGUGUUGGGGCAUGCAAAAGAGACUCAAAGUAUCAGCUCCCCCCACGACCGUUGCAGUGUUGCGGCCGUCAACCUUUCCUCCGGCAACCCCCUGA